AUGGCGUGGCUCAUGGGCGAGCCCCGCAGCCUGAGCGCAGCGUCGCCGCCCAUGCCUGAGGCUGGCGCUCCCCGCCGCCUCCGGCGGGGGGUGCCCCGCGGAGAGGGGGCCGGGGCCGGGGCGGGGUCAGGCGACGAGACGCCCGACGUGGACCCCGAGCUGCUGAGGUACUUGCUGGGGAGAAUCCUCUCGGGGAGCGCUGACUCCGAGGCUGUGGCCACCCCGCGCCGCCUCCGCCGCGCCACUGACCAGGAUCUGGCCCCUGAGGUGCCCCCUGAGGGCGUGCUGGGGGCGCUGCUCCGCGUGAAACGCUUGGAGACCCCUGCGCCCCAGGCGCCGGCGCGCCGCCUCCUGCCGCCCUGAGCCCUGCCCAGAUCCCGCGCGACCUGAGAUCCAGGAGCGCCUCGCCACCCGGACUGCUCCCCUCCAGCACGUCGAGAGCAGCUUACCCUGGCAGCCGCUGUGGCUGUCCUCCAACCCCAAGAUCUCCACCAACCCCCCACCAUCCCGCCCCCACAAUAAACGCGACCUGAAGCAAC
Molecule: messenger RNA, 539 nt
Organism: Galeopterus variegatus (Sunda flying lemur)
Lineage: Eukaryota; Metazoa; Chordata; Mammalia; Dermoptera; Cynocephalidae
Gene: PCSK1N
Product: proprotein convertase subtilisin/kexin type 1 inhibitor
Exons: 4
Coding region: 1-363 (120 amino acids)
Biological process (GO): negative regulation of endopeptidase activity
Molecular function (GO): endopeptidase inhibitor activity
Source: RefSeq, a predicted model, not a curated record